This is a messenger RNA of Prorocentrum cordatum, 2271 nucleotides long. NCBI's taxonomy places the organism in Eukaryota, Dinophyceae, Prorocentrales, Prorocentraceae. The record is from the annotation of a GenBank genome assembly.
CACUCCUUGGCUUCACGCUUGGAUGCCAAGUGGCUUUAAAAGCGCGGCACUGCUCCAGCUCACCUCCAAUGGUAUCCCUCCUGUGGGGAACUGCGACUUUACGACACGAUGGAUCAAGUCAUGUCGGCUCAAGGUCGGCCCUUUCCUCCAGCCAGAUCAUACCGGGCCCCCGCCGCCGUGGCGCCAUAUGUGCAAGGAUGCUUGGCAUCACGCGAGGGUCUCGAGAAGGCGCUGCUGCUCCAUUGGAAGCGUCGCUCAAGCAGUGCGGCCGAGCGACACAAUGGAGCGCCGCAUUGCAGUUGCUCCGCGAGGGGAUUCAAUCAGGUCUGAAGGUCUUCCCAGGCCACUACAUUGCGACUGUCAGCGCCUGCAGGAAAGGUGGAGAAUGGCAACGGGCACUGUCGUUGCUCAGUGAGAUGUGGGAGGCGAAGAUGGAGCCCAACGUUAUUUCCUACAGCGCUGGGAUCAGCGCGUGCCAGAAGGGCGGGCAGUGGCAGCAGGCUUUGGCUCUGCUCAGCGAGAUGUGGGAUUCUAAUGUGGAGCCCGACGUCAUCAUCUACAGCGCCGGGAUCAGCGCUUGCGAGAAGAGUGGACAGUGGCAGCGGGCAAUGGCGCUGUUAAGCAUCAUGUUGGAGGCGAAGCUGAGGCCAGAUGUAGCCAGCUACAACGCCGGGAUCAGCGCGUGCGGGAUUGGCGAGCAGUGGCAGCGGGCCCUGGCGUUGUUCAGUGACAUAUUGGAGGCGAAACUGGAGCCCGACCUAAUCUGCUACAACGCUGGGAUCAGUUCGUGCGAGAAGGGCGGGCAGUGGCGGCGGGCUUUGGCGCUGUUCAGCGAGAUGUGGGAGGCCAAACUGUCGCCUGACGUUGUCAGCUACAGCGCUGGAAUCAGCGCUUGCGAGAAGAGCGAACAGUGGCAGUGGGCUCUUGCGCUUCUUCGGCAGAUGCGGCAGGCGAAAGUGCAUCCCAACAUUAUUAGCUACAGCGCUGGGAUCAGCGCGUGCAGAAAGGGCGGUCAGUGGCAGCGGGCUCUUGCGCUGCUCAGCGAGAUGUCGGGCUCGAAGCUUGGGCCCGACGUCGUCAGCUACAGCGCUGGGAUCAGCGCGUGCGAGAAGGGCGAGCAGUGGCAGCGGGCUCUGGCGCUGCUCAGUGACAUGUUCAGGACAAAGUUGAAGCCAAACGUCGUCAGCUGCAACGCUGGAAUCAGCGCCUGCGAGAAAUUGGGGCAGUGGCCAUGGGCGAUUGCUCUUCUUCGCGUGAUGCGGAAGGAGAAGCUAGAGCCCGACGCCACUUCUCUCAGCUACAAUGCUGGGAUCAGUUCGUGCGAGAAGGGCGGGCAGUGGUGGCGGGCUCUGGCGCUGCUCGGCGAGAUGCGGGAGGUGAAGCUGGCGCCCGACGUUGUCAGCUACACGCUGCAAUCAGCGCGUGCGAGAAGGGGGGGACCUGGCCGCUGGCUCUGUGGCUGCUCAGCGAGAUGCGGCAGGCGAAGCUAGAGCCCAACGUCGUUAGCUACGGCGCUGGUGUUAACGCGUGUGAGAAGAGCGGGCAGCAGGCUCUGGUCAUAAGCAUGCUCAGCAAUUUGCGCUGGGCAAAUGCGGACGCCGGCUUGAAUGCGAAUGCCUACGGAUCUACCAUAAGUUUGUGCGAGCAAGGCGGAGAAUGGAGGCAGGCGCUGUCGUUAUCCAGGGAGCUGUAUGGCUUACUGGCCGAGGACUGAUGCAUAUUUGGCACGGUACUCGCCCCAGCGCGUUCGGUAAAGCCACACUGUCACGAUUCUUUCGCAAAUCUGGGGUCAGUGCGUGCGAGAUGGACGAGCAGUGGCAGCGAGCUUUGACGCUGCUGAGCGAGAUGUCCAGCGCGAAGUUGGAGCCCGACUACGUCAUCUGUACUGCAAUGUUGGGCGAAGCGCGUUCGAGUUUAGAAAUCAGUGCUAGAUGCUAGCUCCUGGACCCUAGAGAUGCCCCUUGGAGAGCCGGAAGAUGCCUAUGACGGUUCAUGUGCCCGCGAGUUGACGAAUCAAGUUUUGUGGAUUCCCAAGAGACCCGCAGACCCCCGCAAAACAGCACGCAGUAUGAGGGAGGCGAAGUUGCAACCCGGCGUCACCAGGUACAGUGCCCUGAUCAGCGCAGCGCGAGGAGGGGGAGCCGUUCUGAGCCGGCCCCAGCGCGUCUCGCUGCCCAGCGAGAUGCAGGAGGCGACGUUGGAGCUGAGCGCCAUCCCCCCUGCAACAUCGUGCGCGUCGCGCUCCAACAGGACGCCAGCCUCGAGGCGAUG